Messenger RNA from Pedinophyceae sp. YPF-701, 2400 nucleotides. Lineage: Eukaryota; Viridiplantae; Chlorophyta; Pedinophyceae. The record is from the annotation of a GenBank genome assembly.
AUGGCAGCGGGGGGUGCGGCUGUGCGCGCCCCUCCGGAGGACGAGGUGGACGCGGACGACGCCGCCGUGGCGGCGCUGUUCGAGAAGGACGGCAGGGGCGCGCCGGCGUGGUUCAAGCCCGAGGUGUUUGACCAGGAGGACUUCUCUGCUGACGAGUAUGUGGGAGAGAUCAAGCGCUACGUGCCGCUGGACCUCCUGCAGGGCCAGCUAGAGCGGUACCUCGCGGACCUGCGCGUCAAGCUCAACGAAGCGAUCAACAAGGACUACAACGACUUCGUCGCGCUCCCGUCCACGCUCUCGGGCGUCGGAGACGCCGUCACAGCCAUGCGAGCCCCCCUCUCACAGCUCCGGGACACAGUGUCGGAGGUCCGCGGCGCCAUCGAGGGCGAGCUCGGGGUGCUCAAACGCGGCCUCGAGGGCCGCGCGAGGGCCGCGGAGGCCCGGAAGACGCUCGAGCUCAUGCAGGAGGCCGGGGCGCUGUCGAAUAAAGUCAAGAAGCUACUUGCCGAAAUUCGCAGCGCACCGGACGGCGCAGCGCCGGCCACGCCCGCGGCGCCGUCCGCUGCAGGCACGCCCGCGCGGGCGCACCACCGCCGCGGAUCUUCCGCCGCGGCGCCGCUCGGGGCGGAGGGGGAGCUGGAGGAGCACGCGCGGUCGCUGGAGCGCGCUGCGGGCGAGCUGUCGAAGCUCGGGUAUCUGCUGGCGUCCGGGCCAGCGCUGCCGUCGUUGCGGGAAGCGCAGCGGAGCCUCGAGCCGAUGCACGACGAGGCGGUGGCGAUGAUGGACGCGGCGUUCGCGCGUGCGCUGGCGGCGGGGAGCCAGCCGGCGCUGCACGCGCUGCUGGGGGCGUACCUUGCGCUGGGGGAGCCGCACGCCGCGGAGGCGGUGGUCCGGAAGGCGGUCGUGGAGCCCCUCGUGGCGCGAUGCAUCAGCGAUGCGCAGGGCGGCGGGGAGGUUGUCGGGGCGCCGUCGUCGCCGGAGGCGCUCCGGAGGUUCCUGCAGGACGUGUUCCGCGGGUACCGGGAGCACCACGUGCGCCUGGUCGGCGCCGGGAGCCACAGCGCGGCGCCCACGGCGCCAACGAGCACUGGGGCGCCUGGCGCUCCGCAGUUCCUGGCCGCCGCGGUCGUGCCGGCGGUCGCGGACGCGAUCCGCACGCGGAUGCCCGCCGUGCUCUCUCCGGGGAUCCCCGCGGCCUUUCUGGCGUCGUUCCGCGCGGGCGCGACCUUCUUGGCCGAGCUGGAGAGCCUCUGCGAGACGGCCGCGGAUGUGCGGGCGCUGCGGGGCUCCGCGGCGGUUGCGGAGUUCCAGGGGCAGUGGAACCUGUCGGUGUACGUGUCGCUGCGGUUUCAGGACGUGGCGGGGACCGUGGAGCGGGCGCUUGCAGCGGGGCGGCUGGCGGGGGUCUCGCAGGCGACGCGGCCGGCGGCCGGGGAGCUGCGGUGGGGUCCGCUGCGCGAGGUGUGGGACGGAAUGACGCGGUGCUUCUCGGAGGGCGUCUGGCUCACGGAGGCCGCGGACCGGCUGCUCAAGAUAGCCCUGCAGGUCGUGGCGCGUGCGACGACGUGGGUGGCAGAGGGCGUCGAGCGCGCCGAGGCGGCCCCGAAGGCCGCCGACCGUGCGCGAGACGGGCAGGAAGCGGACGGGGGUGCCGGUGCGGCCGAGCAGACGGCCGACAAGGGCGCCUCGGGCGGGUGGGAGACGGACGCGGGGCCACGCGACUUUGCGGUGCUGGCGCGGGACCUGGCGACGUUCUCGGAGCUGAUGGGGUUCGACCUGGAGGCCACGGUUGCGGAGAAGCUGCAGGGCCUGCCGACUGACGCCGCCCGGGCUGCGAGCGGAGCUCUGGUGAAGCCGCGGAAGGCGAUUGCGGCGCUGGCUCCGCGGGCGGUGGCGCUGGUGGGGCGGGCGCUGGCGGGGGACUGUGGGGAGGUGUUGAGUCAGGUGCGGGGGGUGUCUGCGGCGUACCGCGUGGGGUCGCGCGGGAUGCCGACGUCUGCGUCGCCGUACGCGUCGACGAUCCUCGACGCGCUGCGGGCGUUCCUGGCGUCGCACGAGGGGGGGGAGUUGGAGGAGGGGUCCCGGGGGGGUCUCGUGGACGACGUGGCAGGGACCGUGGCGGAGCGCUUCGCGACGGUCGCGGGCGACAUGCUCAGCGCGAUCCGCAAGACGGAGUCCUCGCUCAAGAGGCUCAAGCGCGGCAAGGGCGGCGGGGAGGAGGGUGCUGAGUCAGGGGGUCCGUCUGACGCUGACAAGGUGGCGGCGCAGAUGUUGCUGGACGUGGGGGUGUUCGGGCGGGACUGGCGGGACGCGGGCGGGUCGCCGCUCGAUAGCCGGGCCUUCACGGCGCUGUGGGAUGCCGUCGCUCCGCCGGACAAGCGAGGCAAGCCGGAGUUGUGA